This is a messenger RNA of Brassicogethes aeneus, 333 nucleotides long. NCBI's taxonomy places the organism in Eukaryota, Metazoa, Arthropoda, Insecta, Coleoptera, Nitidulidae. The record is from the annotation of a GenBank genome assembly.
AACAGACCUAUCAUAAAAUCCAACUGCGCGAAGUUAGCCACAAAGCAUUUGACGUUUGUUAAAUCAUCGAACAAGUAACAAAUUCAACAAAAAUGGCUCUUUCCAGCACAAUUUACAACACAAUUUUCAAAAGGACCUCAACUUUCGCACUCGCCUGCGGAAUAUCAGCAUUUUUCUUUGAAAGAACGUUGGAUUUGGGCUCCGAAACAGUCUUUGAAAAAGUCAACCAGGGAAAAUUAUGGAACGACAUGAAGGAUAAAUUGUAAAUUAAUGUUGUUUAGCAAAACUUAGUUAUAUUUAAUGUAAAUAAACCUCAACAAAACAAAAUUUGUC